Molecule: messenger RNA, 2012 nt
Organism: Zophobas morio
Lineage: Eukaryota; Metazoa; Arthropoda; Insecta; Coleoptera; Tenebrionidae
Gene: Srp72
Product: signal recognition particle subunit SRP72
Exons: 7
Coding region: 1-1962 (653 amino acids)
Biological process (GO): SRP-dependent cotranslational protein targeting to membrane
Cellular component (GO): signal recognition particle, endoplasmic reticulum targeting
Molecular function (GO): 7S RNA binding; protein binding; ribosome binding
Source: RefSeq, a predicted model, not a curated record
AUGAGUGAAAAGGCUGAAAGAGAUAAAAAGGCGAUCGCUACGUUCUACGCCGAAUUAAAUCGUUUCGGCCAGAACGGCGAAUAUGAACGCGCUAUAAAAACCUCCAACAAAAUCUUAAAUUUGGCCCCUCAAGAGUUUUUGGCGUUCCAUUACAAAGUAGUGUGUUUGAUUGAGUUAGGUAAAUUCGACGAAGCCAUCCGUCUGUUAAACGGCAACGCUCAAUUCGACGAGCAACUAGUUUUCGAAAGAGCGUACUGUCUGUACCGCGCCAACAAGCACGAAGAAGCUUUGAAAACGAUUGAAAAAAUUGAGAAUCUAGAUCUUCGCUCGAAGGAACUCAGAGCACAGAUUUUGUACCGUUUGGAAAAGUAUGAUGACGCGGCUACUCUCUACCGCGAGAUUGUUAAAAACACCGACGACGACUACGAGGACGAGCGCCACACGAACCUGAGUGCCGUUAUGGUGUAUUUAGAAGAUGAAGACACGAAAGAUAGAAUCGAAGAUUUGAGAGAUAACACUUACGAGCUUUGUUUCAAUAAGGCGUGUUUGUUGAUCGCGCACGGGCAGUACGCAGAAGCUGAGAAAAAACUGCGACAGUGCGAAAAGUUGUGCAGGGAAAUGUUGGAAGAGGAGGAAUCUUCUGAGGAAGAAAUCGAUAUUGAACUAGCUUUGAUAAGAAUUCAGCUGGCGUACGUUUUCCAGAGACAAGGAAGGGUUAAAGAAGCCCAUCAGUUGUAUAGUGCCAACUUAAAGAUAAAAUUGGAUGACGUGGCCUUGAUGGCCAUUGCUAGUAAUAACGUUGUUUGUAUUAAUAGAGACCAGAAUUUGUUUGAUUCAAAGAAGAAGAUGAAAGUUGCGCUCAACGAUACUUUAGUUUUUAAGUUGCCUUCAAAACAGAGGAAGUACAUUGCUCUUAAUAACGCCAUUCUGAACUAUUACAUACACCAGGUUGAUCAGUGUGAGAAGAUUUGCAAACAGAUUGAGAAAUCGUGGCCUGAACUUAACACAUACACUACUAUUUUGAGGGCUUUAAAUGUACUGAAGGGCGACGAUGCGAAAGACGCAAUUGCGCUAUUAGAAAAAGCGCUUCCAAGUCUCAAACAAGACGAGCUAUUUGUAAAAUUAUGCAUAGCACAACUUUACUUAGUGCAGGGUAACAAAGGGCAAGCUUGUAAAAUUCUCGAAAAUUUGGGCGAAAACACGUACAAACCUGGCAUAGUAGGUGCUCUGACCACUCUAUACUUAGGUUUGGGCGAUGAAGAGAAAGCACUCCGCGUCUUUGAAAGAAGUGUCGAUUGGUACAGAAAAAAUAAAACUGAAGAAGUCAAUUUGACGAGUUUGUGGCGCCAAGCGGCCGAAUUUCACAUCAAAAACGGCCACCCUCAAGUCGCUGCCAAUAGUUUGGAAGAGCUUCUAAAGAACAACAAAGGUGACAAGAAAAUUACGGCGCAGCUGCUGCUGGCUUGUGCGCAAUUCGACAAAGCGCGGGCUUUAGAGUUAAGCAAACAGUUACCGGGCGUCGACAGCCUAGCGCAAAAUCUCGACGUCGAGGCGCUGCAGUUAUCGGCACCGUCAGCCUUUAGUUUGAAAAAAAGUCCUGCCACUAAACAAGACUCACAACCGGGAACGCCGAAAUCGGAAGGUGGUGUCGAGAAGAAGAAGAAACAUCGCAAACGCAAGGGUAAGUUACCCAAGAAUUACAACGCCAACAUCUCGCCAGAUCCGGAAAGAUGGUUGCCGAAGUACGAAAGAGCCGGGUUUAGAAAGAAGAGGGAUCGCAGAGCCAAGGAGGUUAUUAAAGGUUCGCAGGGAACGGCUUCCGGACAAGCUGAGCAAUUCGAUUUUUCGAGCAAAGUUAACGAGCAAGAGGUUGAAAGUCCCACCGUCGUCGAACCGUCGCCACGGGCCAAGUCCCAACAUCAACAGAAGAAAGGACAAAAGAAGAAGAAUAAGAGGCGUUAGAUUGUUAUUUAAGUUGCAAUAAAAGGUACUGGUACAAGUAUAAACCGAAA